AUGCCUUCGUGUAGCGACGUAGAUAAAUCCUCCACAUCCACAUCCGGCCUCAUUUCCACCUCAGAUCAUAGUUCGCCUGCCAGCUUCGAUGUAGCAUCUGCUUCUUUGACCGCACCUACUUCUUCAAAUGAAGACCCUAACGUCACCGAAGAAGGGUAUAACAAUCGUGCAUGUGAAGGAGGUCAGGACGAUCACGAUCAAGAUCCAAAAGACCCCAGUCAAAUUUGCUCCGACCGUAAAUCUUACAUCAAACCAAAAACCUCACUUACCAAAACGAAUCGUAUUGCAAGUGUAGGGGCUGUUGGUCCUCCUGGUCGGGCUUCAAGUAAGGUCAGGGCGGUGCGCGCUAAGAGGUAUAACCAGGCAGAAGGUUUGUGUGAAACAUUCAUAUUUACUUAUCACGACGAAGUUCAAAUGCUAAAUGACCAUAUUAUAACCUUCCGUUCCAGAGGUGCCAGGACCAGGUAG
This is a messenger RNA of Melampsora larici-populina 98AG31, 468 nucleotides long. RefSeq lists its product as uncharacterized. The coding region runs from base 1 to 468 and encodes 155 amino acids. The transcript has a single exon. The record is from RefSeq and is a predicted model, not a curated record. Lineage: Eukaryota; Fungi; Basidiomycota; Pucciniomycetes; Pucciniales; Melampsoraceae.